Molecule: messenger RNA, 3443 nt
Organism: Notodromas monacha
Lineage: Eukaryota; Metazoa; Arthropoda; Ostracoda; Podocopida; Cyprididae
Source: the annotation of a GenBank genome assembly
AUUUUUUGUCUGUUCUCAGUGUCCGUGAUACCGGAAAAUUUCGUUGAAUCAUGGGUUUCAAGUUUUUGGAAAUGAUCAAACCCUUCUGUGGGAUCCUUCCGGAGAUUGCCAAACCACAACGAGAGAUUCCGCUUUUUGGCAUAAUGAGCUCCGACUCUGCGGAUCCGUUUUACUGGAUUCGUGUUAUUUUGGCUUCGAAUCGUGGCACUUUGAUGGAACUUGGAAUAUCCCCGAUCGUUACGUCCGGUCUUAUCAUGCAGCUUCUUGCUGGAACGAAAAUCAUUGAAGUUGGCGAUACUCCGAAGGACAGGGCUUUGUUCAGCGGCGCCCAAAAAUUAUUCGGGAUGAUCAUCACUGUGGGACAAGCCAUUGUGUACGUGAUGACAGGAAUGUACGGAGACCCCGCGGAAAUCGGUGCUGGAGUGUGUCUCCUGAUCGUCAUUCAGCUCUUCGUCGCCGGUCUGAUAGUUUUGCUUCUAGAUGAACUUCUACAGAAAGGAUAUGGCCUGGGAUCCGGAAUUUCUCUUUUCAUUGCCACGAAUAUUUGCGAAACGAUUGUGUGGAAGGCGUUUAGCCCAGCCACGGUCAACACUGGUCGUGGCACGGAAUUUGAAGGGGCAAUCAUAGCUUUGUUCCACCUUCUGGCCAUGAGGCAAGACAAGGUUCGAGCACUGAGGGAAGCCUUUUACCGCCCCAACCUGCCGAAUUUGAUGAACAUUAUUGCGACAGUUCUCGUGUUCGCCAUCGUGAUUUAUUUCCAGGGCUUCCGUGUCGACUUGCCGAUUAAAUCGGCUCGAAACCGUGGACAACAAAGCAGUUACCCGAUCAAGCUUUUCUACACGUCGAAUAUCCCUAUAAUCUUGCAGUCGGCGCUGGUGUCGAAUAUGUACAUUAUUUCUCAGAUGUUGUCAGUGAAAUUCUCCGGGAAUUUCUUCGUCAAUAUCUUGGGAGUUUGGGCUGAUGUUGGCAGUGGAGGACCCGCAAGGUCUUACCCCAUUGGAGGACUAUGUUAUUAUUUGUCACCGCCUGAAAGUUUGGGUCAUAUUGCGCAAGAUCCUAUUCAUGCGAUACUCUACAUAUGCUUCAUGUUGGGUUCCUGCGCAUUUUUCUCCAAGACCUGGAUUGACGUUUCGGGAUCUUCUGCGAAAGACGUUGCGAAGCAGUUGAAAGAUCAGCAAAUGGUGAUGCGUGGGCAUCGAGAAAAGUCGAUGAUCCACGAGCUGAACCGAUACAUUCCCACAGCAGCAGCAUUCGGCGGAUUGUGCAUCGGCGCACUAUCAGUUUUAGCCGACUUCAUGGGAGCGAUCGGCUCUGGCACCGGUAUUCUCUUGGCCGUUACCAUUAUCUACCAAUACUUUGAAAUCUUUGUGAAGGAGCAGUCAGAACUGAGUGGCAUGUCCCGUGCGGUUGCGCUUCGCCGUGUAGAUGAGUGGCGAUGUCAUCAUUCGCUUUACAUCGUAGCUUUUUCUGAGGGGUUCCGCUACCUGGAAAAGCACUACCACGGCAACGUCAACCGUCAAGUCGCAAUGAAUUCUUACGGCGGAUUUUCGGUCGGGCAGAAAGUGUUGGUGUCUCGGGAAGACGGCCGAUUGUAUUUCGGAACCUUGGACAAGAUCGAUCUUGUUGAACACAAAGCGUGUGUAUUAUUUCCGGACAACACUUCUCGUUGGUCUCGCAUCUCGCACGUGAGGCAUUUGAACCAUGAAGCCGACAGCAAUCGUUCCCAGCGGAAUUCCAGUAGCCAGUCUCCCGGUCUCCCUGUUCCGUCCAAUGGAUGCUCGAAGAAUCAAAAACAUCCCUUUUAUGAUCCCGCUACCUUGACGUGGGAUUCUGGCCAUCUUAAAAAUGAGCAGGAUUGCUAUUGUUACUGCCGAGGACCAGGAAACUGGCAUAAGCGAAUGCUGCAGUGUAGGCGAUGUUUGCAGUGGUUUCAUGAGAUGUGCCUCGUUUCAAGCCCAGGUGAUCUUUUGCUCGCUGACCGGUGGUACUUGUUCGUGUGCGAGUGGUGCAAUCGUGGAGCUGAAUUCAUCGCUAGAAUUGGUUUCACGAUGGACGAAUUAGUGCAUCUUGUGUUGUACCAGUUGUCCCAAGUUUGUGGAGAUCGUCGCCAAACCGGGUUUACCGUCAGCGAAAUCCUGCCUCUCCUCGGAACCAUGGAAAGCUUCGUAUUCCCGGAGAAGGAUAAGAUGUCUUUCCACAACAACAAGCGUCGCAUGAUAGCAACGACUCUGGCGAAGAAUCCGAUGAAAUAUCGCAAAGCAGAGAAUCCGAGUGCAGAAGACAGUUGGUCGCUCAAAAGCAAAUUCUACGUUCCCCUUGGCCCUCCUCCACUUCGCAUCCCAGAGAGCAUAAAAGACAUCAAUUGGAAAACUCUCGACUUUGCUGCCCGCACCGAUCCGACUGCCGUGGAUUUGAAGCAAAUCAUGGAUCAUUUGUUUCCAAUCCCGGUCCCGUCGGAGGAAACAGGGUUGUCGGAAGAAAGUAGUGGUGCAGGAGUGAUAUGCAGUAAAUCGCGGGAAAUUGUGAGAGCGAAGAGUGUUCGGACGACGAAAGUGGAUGAAGAGGCGGCGGCGGCGACGGUAGUUGCGGCAGAGGAAACCGGAAAGUCUUCGAGGAUGUCGUUGAGACAACGAGUCUCAGAACCGGUGGUGAACGGAGUUGAAGCGACCAAGCGUCGGAUCUCCUUCGAUCGCAGCGAAUCCGUCGAUGAAGACUCUCGCAGCUCUUUGUGUGAUGACGAUUCCGUAUCGUCCGUUGGCAAAGACGAGCGAGCUGCCAAAAAGAAGACCGCCGACAGCUCUAAAUCAUUGACCGCCGCCGCCUCAUCGUCGGCAACAGCAGCAGACGGCAGCGUGAUGAAAAAGUCGGUCAACUGCAAACUCGCGUCGCAGUUUGCCGGCAAACGAGAACCAAAGCAACUCUCCAAGCGAGAACAGGUGAAGGAGGAGCCCAAAGUCCGCGUCCUGAAGAAGGGCAAAUUUGUGCAAAAGUCGGAUCCGCUUCAGGACUGCGUCUCUGCCAAAUUAGCCGCCAUUCAGGCCUUGUCUCAUCAUCAUCGUCAGGAGUCGGCGUCGUCGUUGGCGUUGUUGUCGUCUGACGACGACGACGACGACGGAGUGUUGCGGGACGUGUUCCCCAGUGACGUUGUGCCAAAGCAAGAGUGCGAGGAUUCCUGGGUCGCCGGGACGCCGGUGUUCGGGAAGAGGAUUUCCAAGACCACUGGGCAGGUAUUUUACUUGGUGCCUGAUACGGCGGCCAAGUUCUGACAUUCGCACCGGCCCGGUAUUUUGAGCCGAGGACUCAGGAUCUCUGUGAUGCUUAUUGAUCAUUGCAUUUGCCUAUUUUUAAUUUACCGGUCGAGCGGGCGAGAAAAAAAAAACAAUAUUCCGUCGUUUUUCGUUGUUGUCGGUGGUCGUGUGUAGAUGGCAGUUUUUUUUUUCUUC